UCCGUGGUAUAAAAACGCUUGGGCUAUAUAGAAUUUCGUUGAAGUGAUUUCCUUGGGAUUUAAUGAAUUCUUUGGCGAAACACUAAUUUUGUUAUAAUGUGCUAGCCAUAUUUGUACUCUCGUUCCAAGUUUGGUGCGGUGUUUUGUAUGGUUUGAUUUUAAGAAUGAAUCCGGCUGAUUUACUCUCUGCUGCAAAGUCUGGAACAACCAGCAGCAUAUUAGAAUUCUUAAGGAAACCAGUUGUUAUACUAAGACUUGUUGCUGUACUAAGCUCAAUAAUAGUUUUCGGGUCAAUUUCGUCUGGAUGUCAUACUCAUCAAGAUGUUUGUAUUUUUGGGGCUACAUCAAGUGCUUGUAGUUUCCCUGUUGCUGUUGGUGUUUUCGCUUUCCUUGGAUCAAUUGUUUUUCUUGCAAGUGAUUUCAUGUUCAAUUCAAUUUCAAAUCUUAAAAGACGAAAAAUUGUGAUAAUUGGUGAUCUGGCCUUCUCAGGUUUAUGGACAUUCCUAUGGUUUGUUAGUUUUUGUCUACUUGCAAAUAAAUGGACAAAUACAUCUGAUGAAUGGUUGAGUCAACAUAAAGUUGAAGGAUGGCAAGAGAGUAAUGCUCGUUCAGCUAUCGGUUUUGCUUUUCUGUCAAUUGCAAUUUGGGGUGGGAUUACAUUCUUUGCAUUGCAACGAUUUCGACUCGGGCAAGUUAAUCUGAACGCUGAAGAUGAAUUAGGCGGACCUGGUUCAACUAUGGAUCCGAAUGCUGGUGUUCCAGGUCAAACAUAUCCUGGUAUGAAUGAUCCAAUGAGUCAGCAGCACCAGCAACAACAGCAACCGUAUGGUGGAAAUAUUCAACAACCACCUAUGGGUGCCGGAGCUGGUCAAUAUUACGGACCGACGUAUUAGGACAAAGAAAUCUGCAAUACUGUGUAGACACAAAACAAAAUAUGUGAUGAAAAGAAAUAAAAGUGUGGUACUAUGCAUCUAUCUAUCUAUCUAUCCUCUGAUGUCAUCUUAUUGUAGUUUGAAAACCGGAAUGCCGCAUUUUCAUUGUAUCCCUUCUGUUUUUGUUGUUGUUGUUGUUGUCAACGUCGUCGUUUUCGGUGUCGUCCCACAUCAUUCCAUUUAUUAUUAUUGUUAUUAUUAUGGUUAUUUUAUUAAUACUAUUACCUUGAUCACUAUUAUUAUUAUUUUAUAUUAUUAGUUUCUAUCCUUCUAACUUUUUGUCUUAUCAUGAUAUUUUAAUUAUGAGAUCUGCGCAUAUACAUAUAGCGAUACAUAUACAUACAUCAGUUUCUAGGAUCGAGACGACUAGGUUAUGAGCUUAUACUGUGUAUGAUCCUAUGAUCCAAAUUAGCUGUUAAUCUUUUUUUGUUUUUGUUUUUGUGAAAGCUGUGAUUUUAAGCAUUUAAUAAUUUUCUUCUCUGAAACAUUCCUUCCAUUCCCAUUUGACACACAUACACACACACUGUGACGCAAUAUUAUUUGUGCAUUUAUAGCUGAAAUACUCUUCAUGAAUAUCUAUCUAUCUCUUGUAAUCCUGUUGUUCCCUUUGGUCAACACGCUUCUAGUCGUAUUUGAAUUGAACUUAGCAUAAUACAUGAAUAUAUACAUAUAUAUAUCUUAUAUUUAUACAUAUAUAUUUAUAUAUCAAAUAUACAAAUAAAAUCUCUUCUUC
This is a messenger RNA of Trichobilharzia szidati, 1665 nucleotides long. Lineage: Eukaryota; Metazoa; Platyhelminthes; Trematoda; Strigeidida; Schistosomatidae. The record is from the annotation of a GenBank genome assembly.